AUGAAUAUUCAGACUAAAGACCCUGAAGCUAUAAGUAAUGGUAUUAUUAACAUUAUUUGUAGCUCAAUGAAUGGAUAUGAUUGCUCCUAUUUGUUACCGGAUUUAGUUGAUCUUUUAUUUUCAGAAAAUAUUAAUCUGGUAAUACUAGCACUUAGAGCUUUAUCAAUUGCAUCAAACCAUUCAAAUUCAUGUUUAAACAAGUAUCCUAAUCAAAUCAAAGUAUUAUUAAACAACGAAUUCACAAGACCUCAUAUGAUUCGAACUCUUACAGACUUACUUACAGAAGAAUUAUAUUUGAUGAUAGAAAGUGACAUUAUGAAUCUCAUGGAAACAGCUGAUCCAUACAUCCGAAAAUUAUCAUUCACAUUAAUUUCAAAAGCUGCAUUGAAAUAUGAUAUUGCCUUUAAUUCAUACAGUAAAUCUGUAUCAAUGUGCAUGCUUGAUAAGCAAUAUAUGUAUUUAAUUUUUCAAUCUUUUUCAGAAAUCAUCAAAAUUAGAAAAGAUUAUAGCUACGAGUUGAUUUUACUCCUAAUACCAGCUAUGUGGGAUUGUGACUAUCUUUUGUUUUCGAAAAUUUGCGAAUACCUUGCUUUUUGCGAAAAGCAUUCAAUUAUUGACAGUUUUCUACCAAUGAUAGAAGCUCGAAGCUCAGAUCGUAAGUUUUGCUACGCAGCAUCACUACUAGCAUGUCAUUUACCUCAAAAUCAUAUUUUAAGAAAAUUUAUCAGCAAAAAAUUGACAAAUCACAUAUUGAAAUUGGAAACAGAGAGUGAUAUAAUUUUGUAUACGAAGGCCCUGAUUGUUACGGCUCCAAGAAAUACGAAACAUGAACUAAUUUAUCAGUUUUUCUUUCAGUCAAAGUCCCAUAAAAUCAGAUCACUUGGUCUGAUUCUUUCUGGAAUGGUCGAUAAGACAUUCAAAAAGACUGUUUUUGAAUCAAUUGCCACUGCAAUCAAAGAAAAUGACCUAAAUUUCAUAGAAACAGUAACUCUUUUAUUCCCAAUUGAUGGCAUAUCGCUAUUUGAAUUGAUUUAUUCUAUUGCUUCCGUUCAAGAAAACUGGGCAAAAGAAUUUGUUGCAAAAUCACUUAAAAACAUGAGUGAAGACUCAAAAAAGCAGUUCCUUGAUGAUAUUCACACUAUAACUAUACUGCCUACAAAUGAUAUCGGUAAGCAAUUCGCUAUUUUUAUUUCAGAAAAUUCGAAUUCAUCAAAAGACGCGGAUUUCCUCUGUAAAUCAAUUGCGUUGAAUGUUUCUGAUGAGUUUAAUAUAGUAUUUCUUCAAUCUCUUCUUUAUUUGCACGACAAGAUACAUUUUCAAGGAAAUAGUGAAAUCAAAAAUAAACUACAGCUUAUGACAACAUCAGUUUCCCGUGAAGUUCGUCAAUUAUCUGCCGAAUUGCUUAAUAUUAUUGAACAAGAGUCAAAUUAA
Molecule: messenger RNA, 1431 nt
Organism: Trichomonas vaginalis G3
Lineage: Eukaryota; Parabasalia; Trichomonadida; Trichomonadidae
Product: armadillo (ARM) repeat-containing protein family
Exons: 1
Coding region: 1-1431 (476 amino acids)
Source: RefSeq, a predicted model, not a curated record